Molecule: messenger RNA, 2479 nt
Organism: Anastrepha obliqua
Lineage: Eukaryota; Metazoa; Arthropoda; Insecta; Diptera; Tephritidae
Product: dynein regulatory complex protein 11
Exons: 7
Coding region: 1-2472 (823 amino acids)
Molecular function (GO): ATP hydrolysis activity; protein binding; ATP binding
Source: RefSeq, a predicted model, not a curated record
AUGUCCAAUCACUACUACAAUGAGCUUUGGCACCAGACGCAACACGAAGUUGAUCUUUUGGCGACCGCCGAUGAGCAGCAGGGACAAAAUUUCGAGACCGCUCUUGCUGCUUUGGCAUUAGCUCUGCCAGAUGUAGAUACCGUUACCGAGCCGAAAAGGCUCAUGCAAUCUAGUGUCUAUGAGUUCUACUUAAGCUACAUAAGCAUCGCAAAUCGCUUAGAGGAGGUCUACGACAAGAUGAUACAACCGCAAAAGCGUUUAUUGGUACGCAAACUACUGGACGCUUGUCUGGUGCGUGUUAUUGAACUCAAACACGACCUAGUCAAUAUUGACCUAAUGGAGUUCAAUUACAAUGAUGCAGUGCUGAUACGACUUCAACUAACGCCCAUGGACACUGAGUUGCAUAUACCACGUUACUUCCUACGCGAACGUCAGCAAGAAAUCGAGCAGCGCAAUCGUAUCAUGCAUGAAAUACUCGUCAAGCUGGGUUGGUUGGAGGAGCAUCCCAGUGAGGAGAAGCUAAGCGAAAUCGAAGCCAUACGUCUGCUGCAGAUGCAUGAGCGAGCGCGUCAGGGCCGCCUGCGUGCGCAUUUCAUGAAGGAGAUACGCAUGCUAAAAGAUAAGGGCAAGGCAGAGGAGAAGGGUAAGGAACGCAGUGAUAUGGGACUGUUAGCCGCAAUGAAGAUACAAAAGGUAUGGCGUGGCCAUACGGCACGUCGCAUUACGCGUAGGCGCAAGCAAGAAGAGAUGAUUCUGAUUGGAAUGGUGCCGCCAACGGCAGCGAUGCUAAAGAAGCGCGCUGAAAAAGAGGAAAAGUUAAAUGAGCGUCGCUAUGCAACACAAGCGGCAUACAAGCAGAAGCUCGAGGCAUCCCUAGUCGCCGUGCGUGAGGAUAUCAAGUGCAAACAGGGUGCCACAAUAACCGAAGACAUAACCGAUGAAUUACGUGCCUGGAUAAAAGAUUGUUACGACAAAACCGGCAAAUUGCCUGAAUUUCCAAGCGAAGAGCAGGGUGGCUCGCUGCAUAUUUUUAGUCGGCCAGGCACCGAAAGUGAGUUGAGCCGUUCCUCAGCACGAUCUUCAAAGGAGUCACGCAAAACCAAAGACAAAUCAAAAUCACCAGCACGUAGCGGAGAUUUAAAUAUUAACGAUACCCAAGCGGAGGGAGAAAAUUUUCAUCCUGGACAAUCUGUGGUUCUCGCGGAUAUCAAAACUGUAAUUGAAGAAUUCAAUGAAGUAUGGCGCAACAAAGACGAAGCCGGCAACCUGGCUCAAGCGCAAUACAAUGAUAUGAUAUACAACGAGAAGUAUCAGGAGAUCGAGCACGAGAGUCGUCGCAUUGUGGACGAAUUAAUGCGUCAAGAGUUAGAAUUGCUGCAGUCCGCAAUUGGUAAAAAGAUCAAAAAGAGCAGCAAGAAAACUCGCCGCUCGGGCAAAAAGAGUAAGAAGAAGAGAGAAAAAGAUCUUACACCCGAUCGCACAACCGAAUCACUGUACGAGGAGCUAGUGACCAAUGGUAUUAUACGCAAGUAUCCCGAAGUAAGACUUAGCCAAUAUAUAGGCGAUAAGGCGUUAAGCGAACGCUCCGGUACUAAUCCAUCGGCCGGCGACAUACGUCAGCUUCUUAUCGAAUACUGUAUACUGCCACUUGGUUCCGAGGCCAUACGCAAUUCAUGUCCACUCAUACGCUCCCUACUACUCGCCGGUCCACGCGGUUCGGGUAAGAAGGCGUUGUUGCACGCGAUUUGCACUGAAGUUGGUGCUGUACUGUUUGACUUAACACCCGCAAAUAUUGUGGGGAAAUAUCCAGGAAAAUCCGGUCUUAUAAUGCUGAUACAUUUGGUAUCCAAAGUAUCGCGUUUGUUGCAGCCUGCUGUUAUCUAUAUGGGCGACGCAGAGCGGCCAUUCAUGAAGAAAGUGCCAAAGGCUGAUCGCACCGACCCGAAACGCUUGAAGAAGGAUUUACCGCGUUUGAUUAAGAAUAUUGCACCAGAGGACCGCGUGCUCUUCGUGGGUACUUCAAACUUACCCUGGGAAGCGGAUCAAAAGUUGCUACAGCAAACCUACAAUCGUUUCAUUUAUAUACCCAGACCGGAUUAUGGUGCACGAUCGAGCGCUUGGAAAACACUGGCUAUCGAAUACACCGGUGGUUUAUCUACUUUGGACUAUAGUGUAAUGGCGAAAAUUUCAGAUGGCUACACUAUUGGAGCUAUUGAUUCCUGUUUGAAAGAAGUAUUGACUUGUAAGCGAAAGUUACAGCUACGCACACAGCCUCUGUCACAUGCAGAGCUAAUAAAUGCAUUGAGCACACGGGAUCCAGUUUAUCGCGAGGAAGAGGAGGCAUUUGACUCCUGGUGGUCGAAAACGCCGCUCGGCAGACGCUAUGAACGUGCACUGGAGAUCGAAGAGGAGGCGCGCUUGGAAGAAGAGGAGAAAAAUGCUAAACAAGGCAGUAAUGGCAAGAAAAAGUAAACUUUUA